AUAAUUCUAACUAGCAUCUACAGUAGGGUUGGUUUCGAUUUCUGACUUGAAAUUCCCCGAUCUCGUGGGUUGAUUUUCCAAGUUGCAAGCUGCUAAACCGAAACCAACUAUAAAAGAACCUUGCCCACCCCAUCAUUCUUCACAUCACAUUCCUCGCAUAGAAGAAUCGCACACAGUUGCUAGAAAGUAAAAGCCUUAGAUACUCAACAAAUCUUGGCUUUUUCUUUCCAUUAGAAACCAUGACUUCCAACCGUAGCUUGAAGAUUGUCCUAGCUCUUUCAAUAUUUGCCUUCUGCUUGCAAGCAACCCUAGGGGAAAUAACAUGUGAACACCUUGACCAAGACACCUGCGCCUACGCAGUAUCGUCUACAGGCAAGCGCUGUGUGCUAGAGAAGCACGUCAAAAGGAGCGGAGAGGAAGAGCUAACUUGCCGCACAUCUGAAAUUGAAGCUGAUAAGAUCAAGAACUGGAUUGAAAGCGACCAGUGUGUCAAAGCAUGCGGGCUCGACAGAAAAUCCUUUGGCAUCUCAUCAGAUUCCCUCCUCGAGUCUGGCUUCACAGAAAUGCUUUGCUCACCUCAGUGCUACAACAACUGCCCCAACGCCGUCGACCUUUACUUCAACCUGGCCGCCGGAGAAGGUGUUUUUCUUCCAAAAUUAUGUGAGGCACAAGGAGCAAAUGCACGCAGAGGAAUGGCUGAGAUCCAAAGCUCUGGUUGGGUUGCACCAGGACCCGCCAGUGGCGUGAAGUUCUGGGGAGUGGCCCCAGCAAUGGCACCAUAUUAAAUCUUGAUUAAGUGGAAUUUUUACAAAAUCUUAGUAGUUUACAAUAAAAGAAAGCUGCACUAGGGUUUAGAAACAGGGCUCAAGUGCAUGGACCAGCUUAAUUUGGUGUGUGCAUGUGAGCCAUGAGCUUGAUGUGUUCAAUCCAGUAAGGUGCUACUUUCUAGAUAGAUAUGUUACGAGGUUGUGUGGUAACAUACCCAGGUUUUUUUAGUAUUUGCUUAUUGUAAUGGGUAUGAAAAACCAAAUUAUGAAAUACAGAUUUAUAACAGAUUUAUAGUUUUAUUUACGUGAUUAAUUACAAUCUUUCUUUUUAUUAUUAUCAUGGGAUGAAAAACGAUCAAAAGGAGAAAACGCAAUUCCAUUUAUAAUAGUCAAAACUCAAAUGGGGAUAAAUAUUUCCAUUAAAUUGAAAAAAUGGAAACUGAUGAAUUUGGGAAAACUUCUUCAACCUUUUUUUUUUUUUUUUUAAUUUUUUAAACUUAUGGUAGAAGAUGUGUACUCUAAGAUACAUGAAUGAUCAUAAUCCUAAAACUUCUACCAAGACUAAAUCAUCCACACCAAAAAAAUAUCUUCUUUAAUAUUUACAAUUUCUUCUUAUUAUUUUUUGUUACAAAAUAAGAACAUGCAUAAGGAUAUAUCAUUCACUAAAUAUAAUACUAAUUAAUGAUAAAUUAAUAAACGUACAGAAGGUAAACCAUAUAACGGCAUUUGCUUAAUGAUGGUUUAAUUAACAUUCAAGCUUACCGUUGAUAUCCCAAUAUAACUUUAGCUUAAUGGUAAGAAG
Durio zibethinus is the source of this 1569-nucleotide messenger RNA. RefSeq lists its product as uncharacterized. The record is from RefSeq and is a predicted model, not a curated record. NCBI's taxonomy places the organism in Eukaryota, Viridiplantae, Streptophyta, Magnoliopsida, Malvales, Malvaceae.